This is a messenger RNA of Oppia nitens, 1011 nucleotides long. RefSeq names its product sodium/hydrogen exchanger 3-like. The transcript is spliced from 8 exons. Gene Ontology annotation, cellular component: membrane. Gene Ontology annotation, biological process: proton transmembrane transport. Gene Ontology annotation, molecular function: sodium:proton antiporter activity. Bases 7 to 1011 code for a protein of 334 amino acids. The record is from RefSeq and is a predicted model, not a curated record. Lineage: Eukaryota; Metazoa; Arthropoda; Arachnida; Sarcoptiformes; Oppiidae.
CAACGUAUGCCUGCCAUCAAACUUGAAGAGCAAAUAUUAAUGGCUUAUGGAGGUCUAAGAGGAGCGGUAGCAUUUGCACUGAUUGCUGUACUCUAUGAAGAGGACACAAUUGAAAAUUUUGGUUUAUUGAGGACAACCACUUUGUUUAUUAUUUUGUUUACAGUGUUUAUAUUGGGCUCCACAACUAAACCGUUAUUAAAUUAUCUGAGAAUAAGACGAGAAGUUAAAGAAGAGGCAAAAUUGUUUCAUUUGGUUAAUACAAAAAAAAAGCUCAUUGAUCUGAAUGAAAAGUAUUUUAAGAAAUAUCUAACUCAUGGCAAUAAUGAGAAAAAUAUUGAACAGUUGUUACAGAAAUUAAUAUUAAAAGAAGAAAUGAACAAAUUAUUCAAUGACUGUAGUGUUAAAAGUGAUGAACAAAAUGAAAUAAAUGAAAUCACCAAUGAUGAUGAAUAUAAUAAUAAUUCAAACAAAUCUUCGGCGACUUAUAGUAAAAAUAGCAAAAAUGAUUCAAAACUUGAUAUCGACUCAACUGAUGACAGCAGUGAUGAGGAACAGACUGUUUGCCAAAGAAUGCACAACAAGUUAUGCAAUCAAUUAUCACAAUUGAAAAUAUUAUCGAUGUUUGGCAUCAAAAUCAAGAGUAAGACUGAAGACGAAAAACAGGCGAACAAAACAAGAAAAAUGAGUCAUUUGUUGGAAAAUGCUUUCAAAGAAAAUGACAGAAAUCAAACAAUUCUGCGAAAUAGUGUAACGAAAGGCCAAAUUGCGAACAGAAAUUUGAUUAAACAGAAGAAUACUCUUCAGCAACAAUUACAAAGACGUUCAUCAAAUGUGUCGAUCACUGAUCCCUCUAAUAGUACUUCAAUUUCUCAAAACAUUGCAAAAGUCAAGAAUCCGCUGAAAAUUAGCUCUCAAUUACUAAACGCCACAAAAGUUAAUACAAAUGAUGAACUUGUCAGACGACUAUCCCUUAUAUCCAAUAUAUCUAAUAUUGAAAAAUUUAUAACUUAA